UUGGCGAAAGUAAAAAAAAAACAUAAAAUAAUAAAAUGCCCCCAGCCUUAUUUCCUUCCAUCUCUUUAUCUGUUGCCUCCAAGUGAGGCUAUUAAGAAACUAUGGAUCCAGCUUCAACCACUCCAAGCGGUGACACGGCUACCACCACUACUACUACCAGCACAACAGAUGUAACAUCAACGACUACAGUCCCACCUACUACCACUACCACCACCACAGUCGACCCUACAACAACAACGACCAGCGUCAUUCCAACAACAACCACCACUACUACAUCAGUUCCAACAACCACCACCAUUGCAUCGACCUCUCCUACCACUACCUCCGCUCCAACCACUAGCAUUCCAACCACUUCAGCCCCUUCUAUACCCACUUCAUCCAUUACUACCCCCUCUAUCACCCCAACUACAACUACAACCACCACUACUGCUACAACCACCACAGAUCCUCCUACCAAGUCUGUCCCGGCAACCACUUCAUCGCUCUCCACGUCUUUCAGCCUAAUAUCCUAUACCUCCAACAAUGAAGUGAUCGUUUCAACCACAGCUGUGUUGGUGACUAUCACACCUGCUCCGGCUGGCGAAGGCGUUGGUACAAGCACUUCAAGCGGACCCAAUGCAGCAAUCAUUGGAGGAGCGGUUGGAGGAGUAGUGGCAUUUGCUGCCAUAGUCAUAGCGGCUUGGGUAUUCUGGAUUCGGCGGAAAAAGCAACGCAACGGUUCCGGUAAAGGUCUGGAAUUUUUUGCUGAAGAGGACGAAGAUAUGUCUUAUGAGCGCAUGUAUGCUCCUUCGCCACCACCAUUUAAUUCCAAACGAAUUUCCAUGAACACCCCGUCCGAAGGCAGCCAUGGCUAUAGAGAUUCCAUCAGCUCUAACCGCAUGUCCACCACCCUGGAUGAACUGCUCGACCCUCGCCCUCUGCUCAUGUCAGAACAUAGCUCGGUGGCAGGUACCUCUAUUAAAGAUCCACUAUCGGUGCGCCAAAACCAAAGAUUACGUGUUCUUGUUGGCUCAGGAGGCACCAUCAUACCCUCGACGUCUACUCAAUCUUCAGACGAACACAAACCAGACGCCGCUACCCAUUCACCAGAUCACGCCUGAUUUCAGCAUACCCCUCUCCUAGCUUUUCUAUUGCUAAAAAAAUAUUUUUAUUUGUGCCAUUUACUUCUUGUCACAAGCUCCAUUUAAAAAUACCAUGGAUAUAUAUUUAUUGAACACAUGCAUAAAGCUAGGAUAUUGCAUCCAAAAACAAAUAAUAACGUCCAAAU
Umbelopsis ramanniana AG is the source of this 1267-nucleotide messenger RNA. RefSeq lists its product as uncharacterized. The record is from RefSeq and is a predicted model, not a curated record. The transcript is spliced from 3 exons. Lineage: Eukaryota; Fungi; Mucoromycota; Umbelopsidomycetes; Umbelopsidales; Umbelopsidaceae. Bases 102 to 1100 code for a protein of 332 amino acids.